AUGUCUGCGAUAUACGGUGAGGCAAUCGGCAAGAUUGUGGAAGAGGAGAGAGAAGACCUUCGACUCGUAGCUGGCAAGAUCAUCCGCACCAUGGCCCUCGCAGGCGUUGCCGUCGCCAGCUUCUGGUCACAUCGCUGGCCAGCAGGGGACUCGUCCGCGACAUUCCCCACGCAUUCUGGCCCUGAGUGGACGGAGAACUUUCAGGACUUCGUCGGCGACCUUCACGAAAUGACUGAACACAAGUCUAGCAGCGCCUCCGAGCUCUUCUACGCCAUGGGCAUCCGGACUGCAGAGGAUCUUGCUUACAGUAACGACAACGGCCCAAUACUACUCAUCGUCGAUCGCGGCAUCACCCUCAUCGUGCCGGAGUCUCCUACCCGCCUCGCCCAGUUCAUCGACAUACCCCUCGAGCACGUGACGAGUAUCAUCAUCCGCAGGACCCAGAUCAACACCGACUCAGGCCACGCGACCGACCUUGCUCAGAAUGAGCUUGUGCUCGGGCUGUCCAGGGAGCCGUGGUCGUACCUGCUUAACGCCGCCGAAGAACGGGCGAACGAGCUCGCGAUAGCGAUGCGCGAUGCCGACGUCGCUGCGCAGGCUGUCGCUGCGAUCGAGUGCCAGCGGAUGCCGGCUAGCCAGAAGGUCUCGACUAUUCAGACGCUGGAUGUGAGCAAGCGGCCUGCUGCUCCAAGUUCUGAAGAACAGGCUGCCGAGCUUGUGUCUCAGAUCGUGCCGGAUUCUGUACCUGUCGAAGCUCAUCCUGUGCAAUCUCUUCACCGGCUCAGUCCGGAGCCUGCGGAGGCGCACGUCGAAGCAUACGAACCUUCCUCGGACAGAAUGAACUUGGUGCUGUCGCCGACCGUUCCGGCCGAGAAGGCUACGGCACCCAGGGUAACGCCAUCUCGUUCAGCCGCAAGCCGUACAGCAGCUGCCACCCCUAGCACCGGAAGGGUCCAUUCAGAGGCACCAGCACCACGUCCAGGUGCAGCCAUGACGGCGCUCAAGGAAGCGAGAUCCCGCCGAGCCGCAGAUGUCAAAAUGAUUGCCACUCCAAGCACCAAACGAGCUCGUGUUGAUGCACCUGCUACACUUCCAGCAGCGAAGCGGCCCAAGGUCUCGAAAAGAGCUGCGGGUGCAUCAGAUGGUCCCUCCGAAGAAAUUAAUGUGUACGACAUGCCAACGAGCCCUGCAACAAAAAAGAAGCCUGUCAGCAAAAGUGCUACCAAGAAAGGUAUUGCGAAGCCCAAGUCCAAGCCGAAGCCCAAGUCAUCGUCCUCUGCAUCCUCCAGACGGUCACGCAAGCAGACUGUGCGAGCUGCUACAAAGUCGAAGAAGCCGGCCGUCGAGUCUGACGCGGAAGACGUGAUGGAUGUAGAUUACAAGAGCCCCCAAGCGGCCCCGGCUCCUGUUGCGUCUUCGAUGAAGCGUGUCAUCAGGUCGGCGGCGGCGCCCGAUAUGACAGUCGAAGCACGAAGGCAUCGAUCCGCGAAACCCUAUACGCACCCUUCCGAUUCUCCCCACGAGACCUACGAAGCGUUCGAAGAAGAGGUGCUGGCGCUGCCGGCCGACGAAGAACCAGGCGGUGGAUUGAGUGCGCCUGCCGUCCCAGCUGCAGCUGAGACUGCUGGUCCAACACCCAACAGCGCUGCUGAGACGCCUGCCGAUGCUGGCGAAUCCCUAGACAACGCGAUCAACAUCCACUCCGAUCCGCCUGUAGACGACGAGUUCACAGACCUGUCUGAUCUAGAGGAGGACAAGCAGCCACCGGCCGCCGUUCCACAAACUGUUCAACCUCAUCAGCUUCGCCUUCCUGAGUCAGCACCCGAUCCUGCGAGGAGGGUUACGAGAAGUGCGUCUGGCAAUCCGCUGAUUGACACCGCUCGUGCUCGCAAGGAGUCGAUCAUUGCGUUCGACCGCCGUGGACCGCGGAACCAGGGUGCCGGUUUGAGUGCUGUUAGAAGUAGCUCGCCGGUUGUAAAGAGGGACGGAAGGGUGGACGGUGGAGCUGUAGAUGCUCAUCCAGAUAUAGAGAUGGAGGAUCACGUGGAUGGCCCGUUCACCAAUGAGACUCCUUCGCCUUCGCAACAACGAAUGCUCGCCCGACGGGACGAUAAAACUGCAUCACAACAUCCUGUCAGCGAAAACCCGAAAUCAACGAACACAUUGCAUACGACAAGCUCUACAGCUCCAGCAAGAAUGGCUGAUCCGAGAGUUACCUCAGAUCUCAUGGAGGUUGGGGAGGAUCUUCAAGAGGCAUUUGGAAGCAUGCUUCAUCGUACUGCUAAACCUCACGAAGAUCCGACCAUGACUGCUGAAACGGUCAACAUCACGGCCGCAAGUGCUACACCGGCGAUCAUCGAUCUUCCAACUGCUCAUCGCAGCAUCAAUCCGUCUGAGGUUGAAGACAACGUCUCGAAGUCCUUUGGCGGCGCGGUUGGUGGGAUGUCUGAAGCUCACAAAACGGUCAACACCAAGAUGCUCAAUCCUGGAGCUGCGAUCUUCCAUCCCUCGAAGAAUAUCCCCGGCAUGAAUGUGUCGUCGGCAGAUGACAAUAUCUCGAAGUCUCUCAGCAGCAGUCUUGAUGAGCAUUCUGACGCUCACGAAGAUCAAGUUGCUGUCGCGAGGAUGGUCAACGUCACCGCUCCUCGCACCAACGCAGCUUUGAUCGAUUUGUCGACCACCAAACAGCCCACCAUCUCGUUUGCUAUCGAUCCAGGUCUCUCGCAAGCAUUCAAGAGUCGCCUUAAUUCUUCCACCACUCGCUCCGCCCCAACUACUGCUACUAGGAUCUUCAACGUCACGGCAUUGAACACGCACACAUCCGCUGAGGAUCUUUCAGGCGUCAACCAGGCCAUCCAAUCUUUGGCAACAGUACGCAAGCGUGAUACCACUCAGCGCACCGCGUCGACACCCCAGACUGCCCAUCGCGACUCGAAGAAAGUUCGCAUCUCCCCUCACACGCCCGAGGACGUCGUCUACGACAUGGACACGUCUGUGCUCGACAACACCAUCACAGCUGCGAACAGGCUUCGCUGGGACACGCCUGCCCCUCGUAGCGGCUCAGCCCACAAGGUCGACCGCAACGGCAGCCCCAUCCCGCUGAUUCGCACGGCGAACAACACGCCAACCGGCGUACUUGACGCCUUUGUCGAGACCAUGGAGGGCGUUGGCGGUGGCACCGAUCUUCAUGAGGGCGCUACCUUCUCGGUGUAUGAGGAUCAUGGCUAUCCUCACCUUACCUCCCCGUCGCCGGCACACAUCCAUGGCAGCGUGUCGUCUCCCUUCAAGCCUUACGUCGCUUGUGAUGGCAGUGAAGUGGAUGAGCAGGACUAUAGGACUGCUCUACGCGUACGCAACCCGGACAUCCCGGCUCUCACUACAACCGCCAACUCUGCUAUGGACGCAACUCUUACCAGAACCACGAGCUUGAACAUGAAUAUCAACAUGGAGCCAUUCCCGCACGUCAUGUCCAGCAACACCAAGCCUCUCCCCCAACCCCCGCAGGCAGAGAGUCGCGCCAUCUCGGGCUAUGCGAGCGAGUACGAAGUCGAGACGGUCGCUAGGCGCAGCGCAGAACGCAGGGAAAGUGAUCCCUUCAGGGGCCCGAGCAUGGGAUUAGGACGUGAUGGUAUGCCUGGAGGCGAAACCUCCUUUGUCAGGCUCAUAAGGGAGAAGACUGGUGUGCACCAGACGAUGCAGCAAGAGAUGGCCUACAACCCCAACCCGCGCUUCGAAUCCGCCUCCGCGCCGGCCUGCUUCUAUCCCGCCCCACCUAGCAACGCACCGGAGGAGCAUGAGACGGCUGGCGAUGCGACGCUCGAGGGUGCUGUAGGAGAAUCACAGGGCAGCUCCACGACCUCGUCGUCCACGACCGCAGUCUCCUCGACCGCCCAGGCUGAGAGCAUGGCGUGGGACAGCUCGCUGCAGGCGCACCAGGUCGCCAUCCUGGAGCAGCUCACGGCGAUCAGCCACCGCCUCAUCUCCCACGCCUCGGCGACGGCGGGCGCAGUCAACGACCACGUCUCCGACUACGCUCGCGCUGGUGGCGCCGUCGUCGCUGCCGUGCACACCGAGCACGAGGCCGAGCGCCGUGCUUCCAGGGUGGCGGCGGCGGCGGCGCAGGCGGAGGCCGGCCGGCGCCUCGCGGGCUUGGGGGUGAAGCUCGCGGGGCGCCUUGCGGCGUUCAGGCGGGCUUAG
This is a messenger RNA of Coniosporium apollinis CBS 100218, 4197 nucleotides long. RefSeq lists its product as uncharacterized. NCBI's taxonomy places the organism in Eukaryota, Fungi, Ascomycota, Dothideomycetes. The transcript is spliced from 5 exons. The coding region runs from base 1 to 4197 and encodes 1398 amino acids. The record is from RefSeq and is a predicted model, not a curated record.